AUGGCAGAUUACAGCCCUGUGGCUCUCUCAGACCUGGAAUUACAGUCUUCAGGCCCAGAGAGAGAAAGAGCGAAGCAUGAUUCGAUGUUUGUUCAAGUAGUGGUUGAGAAAGAACCAUUCUUGGCCUAUUGUUAUCACUGUCGAAAGACUACUCUCACGAAGGUUAAGACAGAAUGUAACUGAGAAGCUGUUCCUAUAUGUUUAUGCUUUACCAUCUUCUUCAUCUUUUGCUACAUAUGUUGUAUUUACCAAUACAAUAUGACUAGACCAAUUCAUCAUCACUGAGGGAACUGUAACAAUAAGCUGUUUAAAGUUGCCAACAACUUAAUUUCAUGAUUCUCUUUACUGAAAGAUCUUGAAGAUGGAGACACAGCCGAAAAGACCCAUGAAAACAUGAGAGAAGCUUUAAAGAAUGAGGAAGAGGUAACAAAAAUCAAAGCUAAAAUUGAAAAAGAAAAACAAGAACUCAAUAAGAUCAAAGAAUUAAAUAAACCAAAAGACCUUGACCUUAAAGACCCUCCAGUAGUCCCUGACUCAAAAGAAAUCAAUAAUGACGACCUCCCUAUAGAAACCCAUCUCCCAAACGAAACCAACAAUGACUCCAUCCCUCCCCCAAAACCCUCUAAACCUCCCACAUAACCUUCCAUUCCUCCUAACCCUCC
Moneuplotes crassus is the source of this 662-nucleotide messenger RNA. The record is from the annotation of a GenBank genome assembly. Lineage: Eukaryota; Ciliophora; Spirotrichea; Euplotida; Euplotidae.